CAAGGAUUUAAGGCGACCUCGGUGCAUGAUGACCUGCUUCGCUACCCUUUCAGGAGGCACCAACCCAGGCGGCUCCUGGGCGUUUUAUCGGUUGAAGUCCAAAGCAGAGGAACGUGGUUUUGAGGGGUUCUCCCCACCAGCAGAAACCAAUUCCCAACACCUGAGGUGCCGCCAUCGCCGCCGGAGGCGCUCAAGCCCAAUCCCGACGGCCGCCAAGCCAUGAAGUUCAUAAGAAACAGAAGAAGCUGGGCUGAGAUUGAGACAGUGCGAACCACGUGACCGACCUCCAGUCAGUUAGGCGAGCGCCCCAGACCCGGCGCCACGCGGUUCCCCCGAGGCGGAGCAGCGGUGGCGGCGCCUUUCGCUGGGUCACGUGGUUCCGCUGUGACGUCAUUUCCCCGCCCACUCCGGGGCAUUUAGAACGCCGAGGAGUAGUUUUCGAGGCUCGGCAUAUGGGCGCGCGCGUGGCUCGGAGCGAACAGGCGAGCAGCUCGCAAGCAAGCGAGCAGGCAAAAGAGCGAGGAGUAGUAGCCGCCCUGUGGCAGAAGCAAGCGCCGAGGGGAGGAGAAGCAACGCAAACCCUACAUUUUGCAAGCGACAAAUCCGCCUCUUGUGCCCGAAAACGCCGCUCGACAGCUCGCGGCGCUGCAGCCGGAACCGGCAUCGACUAGCAACAGGGUGCAGCAAAUCUUUUAUGGGGUGCUGAAAACGUGUAAGGUUUGAAUGGAAAAAACAUGAAGAGUUUGAAAGCCAAGUUCAGGAAGAGUGAUACCCAUGAGUGGAAUAAGAAUGAUGACCGACUCCUCCAAGCUGUGGAUAAUGCAGAUCUGGAGAAAGUGGCUUCUCUUUUGGGCAAAAAGGGGGCCAGUGCAACCAAACAUGACAGUGAAGGCAAGACUGCCUUCCAUCUUGCUGCCUCUAAAGGAUAUAGCGAAUGUCUCAGGCUUAUGAUUACACAUGGCGCAGAUGUUACAACUCUGGAUGGAACAGGGCACAGUGCUUUACACCUUGCGGCCAAGAAUAACCAUGUUGACUGCAUCAAGAGACUUCUUCAGUCCAAAUGUCCAGCAGAGAACACAGAUAGCUCCGGGAAAACUGCUUUACACUAUGCAGCUACCUAUGGUUACCUUCAAAUAACUCAGCACCUGUGUGAACACAAGUGUCCAAUUAACAUAAAAGAUGUGGAAGGAAAUACACCUUUCUUACUUACAGUACAAAAUGGCCACUCUGAAGUAUGCAAAUACCUUCUAGAUCAUGGGGCAGAUGUCAACUCCCGGGACAAAAAUGGCAGAACUGCUUUGAUGCUGGCCUGUGAAGCUGGAAAUCUGAACAUUGUGGAAACCCUGAUCCGAAAAGGGGCAGAUAUAAAUUUGGCAGAUGCACUUGGACACAAUGCCCUACAUUACUCCAUGCUUUCCGAAAAUACAGGAAUUCAGAAUCUCCUUCAAUCCAAAAUGGUUCAAGAGGCUGAUGCCAAGUCACCGAUCAAGUCAAAGCAGCAUGAUGAAGUCUCUAAAUUAAGUUCAGAAAGAAGUGGAACUCCAAAAAAACGCAAAGCCCCUCCACCUCCUCCCAUCAGUCCUAUCCAGCUUGCUGACCAUUCUUCAUCACAUGCAACAACUCCAACCCCAGCAUCUGGAAAAGACCAGCUCUUUGCCCAACGAGGAUCCAAGCAGGAAGAUACCAGUGCUAUUCUGUCUGAUUGCAAAGAUGGGAUAAGGGAGAGCACUGUAGGUGCUAAUAGUUUAUUGGAUGUGAGUUCAGAAACAGAUCAGCAAGAUUUGCUCCUGACGUUGCAAGGAAAAGUUGCUUCUUUAACAUUACAAAAUAAGAAAUUGCAAGAAAAACUUCAGGCAAGAGCCUUCAAAACAGAAGAUACAGACACCACAAUGGAAUCUUCUUGUUCCACCCACACGGAAUUUGGUGCCUUCACUAACAGGCUGAGUGAAGGCUCGGCAGUAUCAGCUGAGGACAUAAGCACAUCUUCCCUGUUCUUGGCACAGGCUCAGGAAGAAGCAAGCUCUAAUGAAUUAAAAAUUAAACAGUUACAAGAAAGCUUAGAAGAAGUACAGAAGAGACUAGAUAGUUCAGAAGCAAAGAGGUUGCACUUGGAGUCACAGCUUCAGUCUAGCAUGCUGGAGGAAGGUCCUUUGUUGAACAGCUCAGAAAUUUCAGAGAAUGGCUCUGACCUCAAUCAGAAACUCAAAGAAACUCAAAUCAAAUACGAAGAAGGAGUGAAGGAGAUGCUGCAUGUCCAGGGACAAAUGAAACUCGACCUGGUAACUUCAGAAGGCAAAGAGCCUGACCUGCAGGAGAUCAAAACAACCUGUGAAGAAGUUGAGCUGCUGAAGGAAGAGCUGAAGAAAGCUCAAGAAGAUGAUGAAAUGCUGAAAGUGAAGGUGAAGGAAUUAGAAAUAAAGCUGGAAGAAUGGGAGAGAAAUGCAGCUGGCAUAAUGUCUGUGGAAGAAUGUGAGGAGAUGAAAAAGUCAUAUUGUUCAGUUAUUGAAAAUAUCAACCAAGAGAAGGUGUUGCUAAUUGAAAAAUAUAAGGAAGGACAGGAAGAAAUCAAAAAGCUUCAAGACAGACUGAAGGCUCAGAUGGAAUUAGAGCAGAGUGAUGAAGCUGAAGAGGUGAAGGUUGCAAAGAACCAAAUGAUAAAUGAACUCAACAGGCAGGUUAGUGAACUUUCGCAAAUGUACAAAGAAACCCAGGCAGAACUUGAAGAUUGCAGGAAGAAAAGCACUCCAGAAGACAUAAGUUCCAGAUACAUACCUCUGGAGGAAUAUGAGAAGCUAAUGGAGGCCAUCGUCUCGCAGAGAGAACAAGCUGAACAUGCUUUAUUGGAAAUGAAGACACAAUAUACAAAAGUGUUAAGUGAAGUGACACAACUCCAAAACUUGGUUGAUGCUCAAAAGGAGAAUUCUGUCUCCAUCACAGAACAUCUUCAAGUAGUUACUGCUCUCCAGACCUCGGUGAAGGAGAUGGAAGAAGAAAUAAGUGAGCUCAAAGAGCAGAUUCUUCAUAAGGAGAGUGAGGUACAGCGUCUGCAAAAGGAGUUGUUAGAAGAAGAAGCUGCAGUGUGCGAAGCCAUGGUGCCUAGAAUAUUGUAUGAAGAGCUCCGGUCUUCUUCAGAAAAUGAAGUCAACACCUUGUCAUCCAAGCUGAAGGAUUUAAUGAAAGAAAAGGAGACCUUGUCUGCCAAUCUUGCACAGUUGAAGAAGGAGAUCUCACAAGUGAAAGGGGAGAAGGAGAACCUCCAAGGUCUUCUCCAAGCCAGGGAAGAGGAAAUCAAAGGACUACUUCAUCAGUAUCAUAAGUCUCAAGAAGAACUCCUCGUAAUGAAAAAAGCUUCUGAGAGUGCCUUAAAAAUGGAUGAAGACAAAGAUAAAAAGAUAACAGACAUGUCCAAGGAAGUUACCAAGUUAAAGGAAGCGUUGAACAGUCUUUCCCAGCUGUCUUACUCAACUGGUACACCUAAACGACAAAGUCAGCAGCUGGAGCUGUUGCAGCAGCAAGUGAAGCAGUUACAAAACCAACUGGCUGAAACAAAGAAGCAACAUCAGGAGAUAGUUUCUGUUUACAGAACACACCUGCUUUAUGCUGUGCAGGGCCAGAUGGAUGAAGAUGUCCAGAAAGUGCUUAAACAGAUUUUAACAAUGUGUAAAAACCCAUCACAAAAAAAAGGUGAAACUGUUUUUGUGGAUCCCUGAUGGUGUUGCUGCUGCUGCUGCAGAAUUUGAAACUCACCUUAGAAAGAUUUCCAAAGUGCUAAUUUUGCAUGUUGGACACAAAUGCAGAAUUCUCCAGAGAUUGCAGUUUACGAUAAAUCAGGGAUGAUCAACAUUUGACCUUCAGUAUUAGACCGUGGUUGUGUAUUUUCAUGGAUUAUGAUGAGUUGAGGCAAACUUUCACCAUUUUGAUUAUAAGCAGCUGCACCAUUUGAAGUUGGAGGCAGAAAUUAAUUGUUCAUUUCCUGGUUAUUUUUAAAUGGAUAAAAUUACCUUCUUUAUAUUUUUAGGCCUUCAGAUGCCCAAUAUAAUCUAGAAGCUAAUGAUAAGUAGGACAACUUCGCCUUGUUCUGUAAAGCCAGCUGCAGUGUUUUGUUUUUAUUUAUCAAGUAAUUUAUGGACUGUAAGAGCACCAGAUUUGUGAUAUGUAUUAAAUAGGUAACAUAAAAUAUAGCCAUGUACUAAAUGGUGUGGAACCAUGACCUUUUAUGACUUGUGGACUACAACUCCCAGAAUUCCUCAGCCAGCAUGGCUAUCUCAGGAAUUCUGGAAGUUGAAGUCCACAAGUCAUAAAAGGGUUAUGGUUCCCCACCCCUGUACUAAAACUAGUAAAUACUUCUGAAAUAGCUAAUUGCUAAAACCUCAGUUUCAUUAUCAGGCAGGAAAUAAACUAUCUAUGCAAAAUUUUGCAGUUCUAUUGGAAGUAGAACUUAGAAGAGGGAAAAGGGUAUUUCAAAUUGCAAGCAAGCGAUCUGACUGAAUUCAUGAUGUUUACAGUGAGUUAUCUUAUCUCACAGUUCCAAACCUCACUUUUGUAAAGAAAAUAAAAAUCUUCUCUAUGAUAUAUUUUUACUGGCCCUCAAAUUUAGAAAAAGCCUUUAUAAUGAAAUUUGUUUGCUUAUGUAAUACUUUUUUUGCAAUAGACUUUAAUAAGAAUUUACGCCAUUGCUUUCUUGGUUUUCUCCCCUAACCCCACUCUGUAAUAAAAUUGGUGGAAGUAGUCCACUCUAGAAAACUUGUGCUGAAGUAGAAUUGUCCGUGUAUUUUAGAUAUCUUGUUGUUUUCUUUUCCAAAAUGCUGUAACAAUUAAAGCAGAGAAAAACCUGUUUCCAGAAAUGUUUGUUGCAUUAAAUUAAUAUAAUAUAGGGAUGAUUCUACAAAUUUCAAUGGUGCCUAAAAAUUAUUGUGAAUGAUGAUAACCAAUAGUAUUAGAGCAGUGUUUCUCAGCCUUGGCAACUUGAAGAUGCACGCACUUCAACUCUCAGAAUUUGCAAAGCUGGCUGGGGAAUUCUGCGAGUUGAAGUCCACGCAUCUUCAAGUUGCCAAGGUGGAGAAACACUGUAUUAGAAUAUCAUUUUGGGAAAGCAGGAAGAAAUAUCUUUAUCUUCUAUUUUAAGGACAUGUUUAUACUGCUAAUUGGUUUCUAGAAUCAGUUUCAAACUACCAUAUAUUCCGGCGUAUAAGACGACUUUUGAGAGUGUUGAAACAGGUGCCGAACUCGGGGGUCUUAUAUGCCAAAUCGUCUUAUACGCUGGAAAUAAUGGUAGUUUCUGGCGUAUAAGACAACUUUCUAGGCGCGCGACUUGGCGUUGAUCGUCUUAUAUGCUGGAAAUACUGGUAGUUUCCGGCAUAUAAGACGACUUUCUAGGCAUGUGACUUGGCGUCGAUUGUCUUGCGACUCGGCGUCAAAGUCGGGGGUUGUCUUAUAUGCCGGGUCGCCCUAUACGCUGGAAUAUACGGUAGUGUGAUCGUAUUCCAAACUAGUGUGAGCUUGCCAAGGGUGUCAGUUAUUUUGUGAAAGAAUAUCAUAUAAAUAUAGGAUUCCCAGUAUUCAGUUGAUGAAUGGCAUAACUUGCAGAAUUAAAUAGAUUAAACCAAUUUACGCUUCUAAUGUAAACAUGUAUUUUCAUGAGCACUCGUAUUUCAGAAACUGACGGUGGGCACCACAUUUGAAAACUAGACAGUACUGAUUAAAGUUUUAAAACAGAACUGUAAAAUGAAUAAAUGCAUCACUCCAGCUCUCUCCAUGGGUUAAAAAUAAAUCCCCAAAUCUAAACAAUGUAUAUUUUCUCCAAAGCAAAGAACCAUUUUGUGUCUUCAUGGAAUAACUUAAUUAUAACACAGCCUCACCCCAUAAAGAACCUCAGUGGCCUGUAAUAAAUGGCAAAUAAUUGUCAGUAUCUCAGGGCUAUCACCUUCACCAGUCACUUACAUUCUUCUCCCAUUUACUUUUCCUUUCUUCUUUUUUCUUUUUCUUUGUGUUUUUUUUUGUUUGUUUGUUUUUUUGUGGUGGUCUUUUUGAUACAGUGAGCAGAAUUUUGAACUCUUGGAUCUUUUCCUUUCUCGUUCUUUUUUCUGUCUUUCUCAGUAUUUGAACAAUUUGAGACAAUAUUUCUUCAAACAGCACCUAUUUUAAUACUUCAAGGGGGUGGGUGGGAACUUUUGCAGCAUUUACCAGCAAAACAAACAAAACACGAUAACUAACAGAAGCCAAUAAACACUGCCAGGUGCAACACUUGAGGAACCAUUUUGUAGGUUUGCCUAACAUUUUUAUUUUGUUACAUGUAUUUAUUAACGAUUAUCCUUGUGGACGCAUUGGAAAUUGUAUACUAUAGCAUAGUAAUAGUUCUUUGUACAUUUACAGAAAUUUCCUUAUUCAGCAAAUAAAAAACGUUUUUUGUCCAUGUU
Crotalus tigris (Tiger rattlesnake) is the source of this 6416-nucleotide messenger RNA. RefSeq names its product retinoic acid induced 14 (gene RAI14). Bases 735 to 3710 code for a protein of 991 amino acids. The record is from RefSeq and is a predicted model, not a curated record. The transcript is spliced from 18 exons. Gene Ontology annotation, molecular function: actin binding. Lineage: Eukaryota; Metazoa; Chordata; Lepidosauria; Squamata; Viperidae.